UGUAUUGUUUUGCUUUUCUACUGAAAAAUUAAGUUGUAAGUGAAGUAGAAAUCUAGUGCUAGCAACUAGCUAUUUUUAUGGCGUACUGUCUCACUGGAUCAAUCUUAUAUUUGACUUUUAGGCUAGUUUCCACUUAAAUGAAAAUGAUUGAAUCGAUCAACAUCAAUCGAAAAAAAGUAGAAAGCAAUCCUGGAAACUUACCUUUAAAUUGUUUGUUUUUAAUUGUUUGUUUUUUCUUGUUUGGUUACAAGAUACUUGUAUAUUUGAUAUUUAUUAUGAUUUUAUGAGAUACAUGUAAUUAUCACACAGAAUAAUGUUAUUGUGGUAAUGAAAGAGCUGGAUCGAUGAAUUUUUCAAAUGCUGCCCUUAAUUAAAGAUAGAUCUUCUUUGAAUCUGAUAACAGAUUCAAGCAAUAAUUUUUAUACAACAUUGGGCUUAAUUAAGAAACUCAUUCAAAGUGAAAAAGAUGUUGUCUUAUUGUGCUAUCACAUGUCACCUCGAUUCUAUCAAUCAAAUCUCAAUUUAGAUUUGGAAAGAGUUCUUUAUUACGAUGGUUUUCAUGAUCCACUAUCAUGGAAUGUUGACAAGGAUACCAGGAGCGAUAACUCGUCGUUAAAAACGCCUUACGAAGCUGUAACAAAAAUUGUCAAAGAUUUUAAACUAGAUGACGCUACAGUAGUGAUUGAUGACUUGGUCUUGUUUGGCAGAAGUGUUGGCGUUAUUGACCACAAUGGAGUAUGGGAGGGAAUGUUCCACCUACUACAUCAUUUAUCGGAAGAUUACCGUCUUUUUUAUUUUGUAAACCCUGUGGUGACAAAUGAAUAUCACGUGCAAUCAUUGAAGCAUGUUUCGUCGUAUCAGUUGAACAUCUCAUGUUGUCAUCACUCGUCAUCAUAUCAAUGUGAAUCCGUUUUGAAGAAAAAGUCGGGAAAAGUAUCAAGAGAGAUUUUCACUGCUUCUCUGCAAGAACUUGAUUUUAUUGUAUCAAAACAAACCAACGUUGUUACCGACACGAAUUCUGCUCAAAGUGAUAACAACGUCGAUCCUACCUCCAAUUUGACAUUUAAUCUGCGUUUGACUGAAUCUGAAAAGCAAGCCAGAGCGAACACUGUACUACCAUAUCUGCUGACUGAAACUGACAAAGCUUCGCAGUUAAAAAAAUCAACUGCUAUGGGUGGUCACGUGAUUUAUACACCUGAUGAAAGUGAUGAUUUCGAUGACGAGGAUCCGGACGAUGAUUUGGAUAUUUAACCGACCGAACGCUCGACAUCAGAUGGAAGAAAAAAAUCAUCGUUGCUCACGUGAUUAAAAGUGUUAGAAACCAGUCUCCCUCUAAAACGACGAACAAAUAUGUCGUUUUACACCAAGAAAUAUUUAUGAAUGCAUUUAUGCAUUAAGAAUUUAAUUUUUUUAACAUCGCAUGUUUAUAAAAUCAAGAAAAAUGAUGAAAAAUAUCUGAUUUAGAAAA
This is a messenger RNA of Hydractinia symbiolongicarpus, 1468 nucleotides long. Its product is annotated as elongator complex protein 5-like. Bases 358 to 1251 code for a protein of 297 amino acids. Gene Ontology annotation, biological process: tRNA wobble uridine modification. The record is from RefSeq and is a predicted model, not a curated record. Lineage: Eukaryota; Metazoa; Cnidaria; Hydrozoa; Anthoathecata; Hydractiniidae. Gene Ontology annotation, cellular component: nucleus; cytosol; elongator holoenzyme complex. Gene Ontology annotation, molecular function: tRNA binding. The transcript has 9 exons.